CUGCAAAUAAGAGAUUGAAUGAUUCACCGCUUCCUGAUAAGUUUUCAAAACCAAACACAAAAUGAGCGAAAGAGUACCUCUAAUUUCAAAAGAAGAUGACAUUAAUGUGGCAGAAAUGGGGAAAUCUACUGCAAUGAGAAAAAUUAAAAAGACGUCCCUGAAUCUGUCUCGCCUACAUCACAAAUCUGAGGCUCGUGGGAGGACACAGAAAACCACAAAAGACGACACAACAAUAGCAACUACAUCUGGACUUAGGAUUGUGCUGCUGGGAAAAACUGGAUCAGGAAAGAGUUCAACAGGAAACACUAUUUUGGGUCAAAGCUGUUUUAAGCAGGAUGUUUCACCAGUCUCAGUCACUAAAACCUGCGAGAAACAAGAUUUACAGACCGAUGAGAGGAUCAUCUCAGUCAUCGACACUCCAGGCCUGUUUGACACGACAAUGACAAAACAGAAAAUGAAGGAUGAAAUAGUGAAAUGUGUCUUCAUGUGUCUUCCUGGUCCUCAUGUGUUUCUGCUGCUGAUUAAAGUGGGGAGAUUCACAGACGAAGAGAAAAGUGCAGUCAAAUGGAUUCAGGAGAACUUUGGAAAAGACGCUGUACGUCACACAAUCAUUCUGUUCACUCACGCUGAUCAGCUGAAGGGAAAACCAUUAGAUGUGUAUAUCAAAGAAGGGGAUGAUCUCCAGGCUCUUGUUAAUGAGUGUGGUGGGAGAUUUCACUCGUUCAACAAUGAGAACAUGGAGAAUCGCUCUCAGGUCAGUGAACUGCUGGAGAAGAUUGAGAAGUUGGUGGAGAAGAAUGAAGGACAGCAUUAUACAGAUGAGAUGUUCCAGGAAGCCCAGGAAAAGAUACACGAUAGAGCAAAGUUCUGGUUUCAGAAACCUAGGAUUGUGCUACUGGGUAAAACUGGAUCAGGAAAGACCAGUGCAGUAAAGACUAUUAUGGGACAAGAGAGUUCUGAGAGGAGAAAUUUGACAAAUACUGAGACCUGUGAGCAACAAGAAGCACAUGUGGAUGGAAAGAGCAUGACAAUAAUUGACACUCCUGGACUGUCUGAUGUAUCAGAUGAAAAGAUGAAGAAGAAUGAAAUCAAGAAGUUUGUCAUCAUGUCUAACCCUGGUCCUCAUGUGUUUCUGCUGGUGAUCAAACUGGACUCGAGAUUCACAGAGGAAGAGAAAAACUUAAUGGAAUGGAUUCAGGAGAACAUUGGAGAAAAUGUUGCACAUCAUACCAUCAUUCUGUUCACUCACGUGGAUUUGCUGAAGGGUGAAUCAAUAGAAGAGCAUAACAAAGACAGUCCAGAUCUUCAGGGGUUUACUGAGGGUUUUGGUAGCAGAUAUCACUCACUUAACAAUGAAGACAUGGAGAAUCGCUCUCAGGUCACUGAACUGCUGGAGAAGAUUGAGAAGUUGGCAGAGGGAAACGGAUGGAAUUACUACACAAAUGAAAAGUUUCAGAAAAUCAUAAACAGAGAUGUAUAUUUAGAGAACGUUAAAGAAACACUACAUAAAGUUGCAUUAGGAGUUGGACCAGUAGGAGCAGCAGCCUUGGUGACCGGAGGCGUGGUUCUGGGCGUAACCGAGCUGGUUUUAGCACCAGCUCUGCUGCUUGCAGGAGGCAGCCUGUUUUUAGUUGGAGCAGCCGGACUGUUUGUUGGGAAAAAACUGAUUAAAAGAGCUAAAUGAGUAGGAUGAUUCUGAUUUGGUCCCAGCCGACAAAAGAAUGUUAUAAAAAACGUUUUGCUACUGUUUCUAAUAUGUUAUAUAUAUAUAAAAAAUGUUAUCUCUAAGUUUUUUCUGAAUAUUUCAAGUGUCCAGUUUUUUAUUUUAUUUCAUGUUUUAAAACUUCUUCGGGGUUAUGUAAACAUUAAGGGAACAUUCCAUUUUGCUUAAACUAUGGGAUUGUUAUUUUGGAAUGUUCUCUUCCAAAUAAGUGACAUUUAAGCAAAAAGCGCUCCAUGAACAAUGUAUAAUUAUUAUAAUUAUUAUUUUUAUUUUAUUUUUUCAUGGUAAUGUUUUGAGAAAGACCAUUUCAUUUUUAUUUUAUUUUUUUAUGUUUCUGGAUGAAUCUUUGUUCAUAACUCUGAGAGACACUUGCCAAAAUGUUCUGGGAAUUUUUCCAGAUAGCUGGUGUAAUAUAUAGUUGACAAACAGUCAUGUCAUGAAAAUAAUUCAUUUUAAUAAGUGGCCUCAUGUGUCCUUUAUAUAUACUAAAAUGUAUGCAUUUAGCAGAGACUUUAAUCCGAAAUGACUUGCACUGCAUUCAAAGUACAGUACAUUUUGUCAGUUCUUGUAUUCCCUGUAUGGAAAUCAGAAAGAUUGUCUUAACACAACGCAAUGCUGCUUAAACAAUUGGAAGUUUUACACCAACAUUGUAAUUUAAUCUAAGGGCUUUUCUACUUAAAAUCUGUCCAGCAUUUUCCAGAUUCACAUCAUCACUCAUUUUAUACCCUGACCUACUGAACGUCUCAGGUUACGAAUGAAACCAUGGUUCCUUGAGGAGGGAACGAGACACUGCGUCCUCUAGGGCUCGCUAUGGGGAACACCUCGUCGUGA
Messenger RNA from Carassius auratus (goldfish), 2554 nucleotides. Its product is annotated as GTPase IMAP family member 8. The record is from RefSeq and is a predicted model, not a curated record. The transcript is spliced from 5 exons. Gene Ontology annotation, molecular function: GTP binding. Bases 62 to 1684 code for a protein of 540 amino acids. Lineage: Eukaryota; Metazoa; Chordata; Actinopteri; Cypriniformes; Cyprinidae.